Molecule: messenger RNA, 370 nt
Organism: Gilbertella persicaria
Lineage: Eukaryota; Fungi; Mucoromycota; Mucoromycetes; Mucorales; Choanephoraceae
Exons: 4
Coding region: 22-318 (98 amino acids)
Source: RefSeq, a predicted model, not a curated record
UUUUUUUUUUUGGUUAACGAAAUGGGAAAUUGUUGUGGUUCAGAGAGUCAUGAAGUAGAAGAUCAUGAACUUAAAGCAAAGCAAAAUAGAAAGGGAGAAAAGGGACAUACCUUAGGUGGAGAAGCACCUGCUUUAGAAGGGGACGCUUCAAGAGAAGCUAGACUCAAUGCAAUCGAGAAGAGAAGACAAGAAGCUGAGAAUCGCGGCGUCAAAGAAGGUGGUGGUAAAUUAAGUAAACAAUUAGCAGAACAAAAUAAGCAGACAGGACAUUCUAUACCAGUUCGAGAUUCACGUGAUGACCAAUUGACUUGGGACUAAGAGCGUUCUCUUUCUAUUUAAUUACUAUAUAAUAAACCAUAAUGAGUAAUAC